This is a messenger RNA of Pyricularia grisea, 858 nucleotides long. RefSeq lists its product as uncharacterized. The transcript has a single exon. NCBI's taxonomy places the organism in Eukaryota, Fungi, Ascomycota, Sordariomycetes, Magnaporthales, Pyriculariaceae. Bases 1 to 858 code for a protein of 285 amino acids. The record is from RefSeq and is a predicted model, not a curated record.
AUGAUGGGAGACAUCUACGCUGCAGCGGAAUGUACAAUUAUUUGGCUUGGUCAAGAGUCGAGCGAGAUCGACCUGGCCUUUGGCUGGUUGUUCAGUUUUGAAGCGGUUAUUUGCGAGUCAGUGAACCAGAUGUCGACGGCCGGUACGCUACCAGCAGCCAAGCCUAUGGAGCACUUCACCGCGGAUCAGCUCCAAACGAUAUUCACCAAGGUAACAGCCUCAUCCACCAUCAAUCAAGAGGAUGCCUAUCGGUGUAUCUCGGUUUUGCUUCAGUGUUCUUGGUUUACACGAAAGUGGAUCAUCCAAGAGCUUUUCCACUCACGGAAGCCACUGCUAGCCGCUGGCAGGAAGUUUCUUGACUGGUCAACACUGGCGCUCUGGUUAAGAUUUCUUCAAGCGUAUCCUACUCAGGGGGAGAUGCUUAUUUGCAACUUCCUUGAGCUUCUGGAUUCCGGCACCAAGGUUCCGCCGAUCCAGCUGGCGCGAGCUACGCUUCUGGGGACGAUUCAGCAAUCCCCAAAGAGGCUCUUGAUGUACAACCUGGCAACUACACUUGACUUUGAAUGUGGUGAAACCCGCGACCACAUUUUUGCGCUCAUUGGGAUUUCGUCGGACGCAGACCGCUUCAACAUUAUCGACUACGGAAGCGCGGUGGAGGAUAUCUGCCGGCAGAUCGCGAAUGUUUGUGUUAGUGAUGCUACCAGCCUUAGACUGCUGUGGCUCAUUGGCUAUCUUAUGCCGUUGGAGCGCCGGGUGUAUACUUGGGUGCCCAACCUUGAGAGGGUUGUGACGGACAGGAGGAACGGGAGCAGAUCGUCAAGCUCGGGUUCAUUUGGAGGCAGCAACCACCGAAUAUAG